Messenger RNA from Ipomoea triloba (trilobed morning glory), 1216 nucleotides. RefSeq names its product ervatamin-B-like. NCBI's taxonomy places the organism in Eukaryota, Viridiplantae, Streptophyta, Magnoliopsida, Solanales, Convolvulaceae. The transcript has 2 exons. The coding region runs from base 15 to 1040 and encodes 341 amino acids. The record is from RefSeq and is a predicted model, not a curated record. Gene Ontology annotation, molecular function: cysteine-type endopeptidase activity. Gene Ontology annotation, cellular component: lysosome.
UUACCUGAACCAUUAUGGCCUUAAACUUCGACUCUAAAUGCAUUUUUGCAAUCCUUUUCCUCUUGGGGAUGUGCGCUUAUGAAGCCACUUCUCGCACCCUUGAAGAAAGAUCCUUACUCCCACAGCUUCAUGAGCAGUGGAUGGCUCAACAUGCACGUUCCUAUAAGAAUGAUGUUGAAAAGGCCAAUCGGUUCAAAAUAUUUAAACAAAACUUAGAAUACAUCGAGUCUUUCAACAAAGCUAUCAACCGAUCCUAUACACUGGGUCUCAAUAAAUUUGCAGAUAUGACUUCUGAAGAGUUCAGAGCCAAAAUGCUUAAUAUCGACAGCAUUCUCUACCACCCUAAUUGGCUACACCCAAGAAACCCAUUUGGGAAUGAUAGCCCGAGUGAUGUUCCGGACAAUGUGAGUUGGAUAGAAAAGGGAGCGGUUACUGAAGUCAAAGAUCAAGGCGAUUGCGGUGCAUGCUGGGCAUUUUCGGCGGUUGCAGCAGUGGAAGGAAUAAACCAAAUUAAGACCAAGAAACUAGUGUCGUUGUCGGAGCAACAACUUCUGGACUGCGACAAGAACGGCUAUGGCUGCAAUGGCGGCUUGAUCACCGAGGGAUUCCAAUCUAUACAGGACAUCGGCGGCCUUAUGUCCGAUUCCGACUACCCGUACGACGGAAACCAAGGAAUGUGCAACCGCCAAGGCCAAUCGGCGGCAACCAUCACCGGCUAUCAGAGAGUGGAACAGGGCGAAGCCGCCCUCCUUGAGGCCGUGAGCAAACAGCCCGUCUCCAUCGGCAUAACGAUCGGCGGCGACGACUUCCAGUUGUACUCGAGCGGCGUCUUCAACGGCGAUUGCGGCAGUGGGUCCCAUCACGCCGUUACGGUCGUGGGCUAUGGCGCCACCGCCGAUGGAGAGAAGUAUUGGCUGGUGAAGAAUUCAUGGGGUACAAGUUGGGGCGAGAAGGGAUACAUAAAAAUGGCGAGGGGCGAUGGUGAUGAAGGACUUUGUGGCCUUGCCACAAAUGCUGUUUACCCUAUGCUGGAAAUGUGAUUAAUUAAGUAAAAACCUUGAUUUCAUCGAAGAACGUAACGUUAAUUUGGAUAAUUAACUCAAUUAUGGUACUCCAUAAUCCUAUUUCGUAAGUGUUUUAUGCAAGUUAUUUUGCAUGCAAGGUGACAGUUUUAUUUUGUAUUUGAAAUAUGAAUUGUAUUAAUGAUUAUGGAGUA